AUGCAUUCAACGUCGGCCUCAAGCUCCUCGGCGGACUACAUUCGACCAUCAGGCUACUUCUACGAUGAUGCUGACGACCCGUUCGCAGGCGCCUUCUGGCCGCAAUUCGAAGAUCCUCACGACCUUGCUGCUAAGCAUAUACCCACCGACUCUUCGCCAGCAGCGGCGAUGAGGGCAUACCGAGAGUACCGUGACCGCGUUCGCAAGCCUGUGCUCGCAACAUACACAAUUCUGGGCUUCUUGAGCUCGGGUACUUAUGGAAGGGUGUACAAGGCCAGGCUUAGGAGUGCGCCCCAGGUGAGCUCGAGUAGCGUGCCUCCUGCGAUAGGGUACGGCGGUGGAGUGGGUGGCGGAGGAGGAGUGGGUAGAGACGCAGGAGGUAGAGACGCAGGACCUGGUUCAGGCGUCGCAACCGGAGGAGGAGGCGCAACAGCAAAGAAGCAUGCAGGGCUAUUGCAGCAGCAUCAGCUGUUGGAUUUGCCGAGUGCAGCUUCUUGCCUUGAUGCUACGUCAAAGUCGUUGGCUGAGGGUGCAGGAGACAAGGCUACAUCGAGCGGGUUGGGCGAUUCUUCUCCGAGCCUGGCUACUUCAAGUGGAGCAGCAGUCCCAGCAGCGCUAGGAGGAACAGAUCACAGUGCACAGCUCGCCAAUGCUAUUCCCGAUGGCCAGGUCUAUGCCAUCAAGAAGUUCAAACCGGACACCAAGGAAACCGAUGCAACCAUCUACACAGGUAUCUCACAGAGCGCCAUGCGUGAGAUCUCACUCAAUCGCGAACUCUGCCACGUAAACAUUGUCACUCUUCACCAAGUUAUGCUGGAAGACAAAGCGAUCUACAUGGUUUUCGAGUAUGCAGAGCAUGACUUGCUACAGAUCAUUCACUACCACUCCACAGCCUUACGUGCUCCAAUUCCAUCGGCCGUACUGAAAAGCCUGCUUUGGCAACUCAUCAAUGGCGUCGCCUAUCUUCACGCCAACUGGAUCCUGCAUCGAGAUCUGAAACCAGCAAAUAUUCUCGUCACCUCGCAAGGUGUGGUCAAGAUCGGUGACUUGGGUCUAGCUCGUCUCUACUCUUCCCCGCUCCAGAGUCUGUACAAUGGCGACAAGGUGGUAGUGACGAUCUGGUAUCGAGCACCAGAAUUGCUGCUGGGAGCAAGACACUACACCACAGCCAUCGAUAUGUGGUCUGUCGGAUGUAUCUGGGGAGAACUCCUGGCUCUACGACCAAUGUUCAAAGGAGAAGAAGCAAAGGUGGAUCCCAAAACAAAAGCAGCUCCUUUUCAAACGGAUCAACUGAAACGUAUCGUUGAAGUGCUAGGUACUCCCAACAAAGACAGGUGGCCGGCGAUCGAGUCUAUGCCUGACUACAAGGGUUGGUGGCCUCAUUUGCGACUGGACAAUUAUCCCAAGACGCUUUCAAGGUGGUAUACGACACGCAACAAAGGUGACGAUGGCUAUGAUCUCUUUGAUUCAUUGCUACAGUAUGAUCCAGAGCAAAGGUUGACUGCCAAUCAAGCACUCGAGCAUGGCUGGUUUACUUGGCAAGAUCCUAAGCCGACGGCCAACGCUUUUGUCAGUCUUGCCAAACCCAUAGGCACCUAUCCUAACCGACGUGUGAUUCAAGACGAUUUGGAUCCAAAGAUGAUAUCCAACUACCUUCCACCCAUCGAUUCGCAUCAUCUUGCACCUUCGCAUCAGUUCAACCUGAACAGCAGCCAUCCUCAUCGACUAGCUCAGCUUUUGCAUCAGCAAGAACAGCUGCGCCAUCAACAGAUGCAAAGCCAGCAACCACUGCAGCAGCAACCGCCUCCCACCACUGCAGUGGCGGCUGCAAGGGCCGCUGCUCCCGUAGCGCCUCCUGUGGGCGGUCCUGCUGCUCCGCCGCCCAUCACGAUUGGCAGUGCUAACACUGGCGGCGCUGGAGCUGGUGCAGCUGGGGGAGCAGGCGGAGCAGGCGGAGCAGGCGGAGCAGGCGGAGCAGGCGGAGGAGCUUUUGCGUUCUCAUCCGCUGCACCUAGCACAGCACCCAGUCAUACUUUGCAGAACCCAGUGAUCAGGAUCGCGGGAACGUCAGGAGCAACAUACUCCAAUCCGGCUAGUGUGACGAGUGUCCAGAGUGUUGCAUCGACCGAAGCGGGGAGUGCGACGGAUACGCCUACGACAGUUGGCACAGGGACAGGGGUAGCAGCGAGAAACGCCAACAAUCUUGUGGCUACUGCGACCCGCAAUCAACAACGUAAACGGCAGCGCAUCUGA
Ustilago hordei is the source of this 2253-nucleotide messenger RNA. RefSeq lists its product as uncharacterized. NCBI's taxonomy places the organism in Eukaryota, Fungi, Basidiomycota, Ustilaginomycetes, Ustilaginales, Ustilaginaceae. The transcript has a single exon. Gene Ontology annotation, biological process: protein phosphorylation. The record is from RefSeq and is a predicted model, not a curated record. The coding region runs from base 1 to 2253 and encodes 750 amino acids. Gene Ontology annotation, molecular function: RNA polymerase II CTD heptapeptide repeat kinase activity; cyclin-dependent protein serine/threonine kinase activity; ATP binding. Gene Ontology annotation, cellular component: nucleus; mediator complex.